AUGAUCGAAGUGCGCCACAGACUUCCCCGCUCUCACCCCCUGAGCAAGCGCAGGAUCAGGGUCAUCUUGCGUACCAGUCGAUCGCAAUCAUCGCCGCCACAAGAGAGCCACAAGCCGCCAAGAAGGUCCCUGAUUCGAAUCAAGAUCCGCCCGCGUGUCGAUGGCUCUGGCACGACCGGUCGCGGGCAGGAGAACCCAGUGGCCAAGAAUGAGCCGAUGGACGAGUGUUUCGACAACACCGGGCUGAUUCACAUCCCGGCGGCGGCCUCUCCGCCCCCCCUGCCCGUCAUCCAAAUGCGGCUCGACACAACCCAACUCUCAUACGAGGCAGACGAGUCGGGUGGCGCCAUUGAUCCCGAUUCUCUCGUGAUCAAAGAGGAACCAGGGUUCGGUGCCGGGUCACCAUGA
Messenger RNA from Hirsutella rhossiliensis, 408 nucleotides. RefSeq lists its product as uncharacterized. The record is from RefSeq and is a predicted model, not a curated record. The transcript has a single exon. The coding region runs from base 1 to 408 and encodes 135 amino acids. NCBI's taxonomy places the organism in Eukaryota, Fungi, Ascomycota, Sordariomycetes, Hypocreales, Ophiocordycipitaceae.